CGUGGGUUGAGAGGAUCCCAUCGCCAGUCGGCCGGUCGCACGCGCGUUGCAUCCCCUGAUUCUUCGUGUCCAAGUCGGGACUCUGCUUAUCCCUCCUCCUUUUUCAUCCUCGAUCGCCUCUCGCCAUCGCCUCUCCCACCCAUCCCGGAAGGCCUGCUGCGAUUGACCGUUUGCCGGGUGUUUGUUGUCUUCUUGUCCUCUUCUAUUUCCUUUUUCCUGCAUCAGCCACUGAUGAGGAUUCUUUAAUCUCUUCCUUUACUCUCUUUUGACUGCCCCCACCCAUCACCAACCAUCGAUCGAUCGCUUCACGCACCGCACCUCAGGCGCCUGCGACUACGAGACACGACCUCGUUCCUCUACAACUCCUUGCGAGUCGAGCCCAUCCGAGCCGAGUUCCCUAGCUGUCCUCGUCUGCCAUGGCUCGUUCCACGCGGGGCAAAAGUCCCCAGCCGCCGGCCAAGGGACAACGAGGCAAGAGUCCUCAACCGCCGGCCAAGGGACAACGCGGUAGAAGUCCUCAGCCUCCUGUCAAGGCACAGCAACUGCAGCCGCCGCCGGUGCAGCAACUGCCACAGCAGCCCCAGCGGCAGUCGGAGCCUGUUGCUAAGCCUGUUGCUAAGUCCAAGUCCAAGUCAGGCAAGAAGAAGAUCACCUCGUACCAGUCUGAGGGCGUCGAGGACAACGAUGUCUUCUUGCUCCCCGUCUCCGACUACUGGAUGGUCCUCUCCGUUACCAUUCUUGCCACGAUUGUCCGUGUCUUCAAGAUCUUCCAGCCCACCAGCGUCGUUUUCGAUGAGGUCCACUUCGGCGGUUUCGCUUCCAAGUACAUCAAGGGCAAGUUCUUUAUGGACGUCCACCCGCCCCUGGCCAAGAUGCUCAUCGCUCUGACCGGAUGGAUUGCCGGCUUCGACGGCAAGUUCGACUUCAAGGAGAUUGGCAAGGACUACCUCGAGCCCGGUGUCCCCUACGUCGCCAUGCGCAUGUUCCCCGCCAUCUGCGGUGUCUUGCUCGCCCCCUGCAUGUUCCUCACCCUCAAGGCUGUCGGUUGCCGUACCAUGACAGCUACCUUGGGUGCUGGCCUCAUUAUCUUCGAGAACGGUCUUCUGACCCAGGCCCGCCUGAUCCUCCUCGAUUCGCCUCUGGUUGCCGCCACUGCUUUCACAGCUCUUGCCUUUUCCUGCUUCACCAACCAGCACGAGCUAGGCCCUGAGAAGGCCUUCUCGCUAAGCUGGUGGUUCUGGCUCGUACUCACUGGUCUUGGUCUCGGCAUCACUGCUAGCAUCAAGUGGGUCGGCUUGUUCACCAUUGCUUGGGUUGGAUCCCUCACUCUAGUUCAACUCUGGGUUCUCCUCGGUGACAGCAAGAACGUCUCCAUGCGACUUUGGUCCAAGCACUUCGUGGCCCGUAUCUUCUCCCUCAUUGUCAUCCCUGUCACCUUCUACAUGGCCAUGUUCGCCAUCCACUUCGCCAUUCUCAAGAACCCCGGUGACGGUGACGGUUUCAUGAGCUCCGAAUUUCAGGCCACUCUGAACAGCAAGGGCAUGCAGGAUGUCCCUGCCGAUGUCAUCAUGGGCAGCCGCGUGAGCAUUCGACAUGUCAACACCCGAGGUGGCUACCUCCACUCCCACCCCCUCAUGUACCCCACGGGCAGCAAGCAGCAGCAGAUCACUCUCUACCCUCACAAGGACGACAACAACAUCUGGCUGCUCGAGAACCAGACCCAACCCCUUGGCAUUGAUGGCCAGCCCAUCAACGGCACCACGGCCUGGGACGCCCUUCCCGAGCCCGAGUACAUCAAGCAUGGCAGCGUCCUCCGCCUCUUCCAUCGCCCUACCAACCGCCGCCUCCACUCCCACGAUGUCCGACCCCCGAUCACCGAGGCUGACUGGCAGAACGAGGUGUCUGCCUACGGCUACGAGGGUUUUGAGGGUGAUGCCAACGACUACUUCCGCGUGGAGAUUGUCAAGCAGCGAUCUCACGGUGCCAUCGCCAAGGAGCGUGUCCGCGUCAUUGAGACCAAAUUCCGCCUUGUCCACGUCAUGACUGGCUGUGUCCUCUUCUCCCACAAGGUCAAGCUCCCUGACUGGGCUUCCGAGCAGCAGGAGGUCACCUGUGCUCGUGGUGGCACCCUUCCCAACAGCUUGUGGUAUGUCGAGUUCAACGAGCACCCUCAGCUCGUGGACGGCGUUGAGAAGGUCAACUACCGUAAGCCUGGCUUCUUUGGCAAGUUCUGGGAGCUCAACAAGGUCAUGUGGGCCACCAACGCUGGUCUAACCGACUCCCACGCUUGGGACUCGCGCCCUGAGUCUUGGCCCAUCCUUCGCCGUGGUAUCAACUUCUGGGGCAAGCACCACACCCAGGUCUACCUCAUUGGCAAUCCUAUCAUCUGGUGGUCCACCACCUUGGCCGUUGCUCUCUGGAUGCUGUUCAAGGGUGUUGCCGUUCUGCGAUGGCAGCGUAACUGCAACGAUUACCGCCAUACCACUUUCAAGCGUUUCGACUACGAGAUCGGUACCUAUGUUCUUGGUUGGGCCCUGCACUACUUUCCCUUCUAUCUGAUGAAGCGUCAACUCUUCCUCCAUCACUACUUCCCGGCUCUCUACUUUGGCAUCAUCGCCCUGUGCCAAGUAUUUGACUACCUCACUGCUCGCGUUCCCGGCAUCGGCGUCCGCGAGAACCCCAUCAUCAACAGGAUCACCGCCGUCUCCUUCCUCGUUCUCACCACGGCCGUCUUCACCCUGUUCGCUCCCCUGGCCUACGGCAGCCCCUGGACCAAGGCCGAGUGCAAGCGAGUCAAGCUCUUCACUACCUGGGACUUCGACUGCAACACUUUCUUCGAUAGCUAUGACAAGUACACUCUUACUGAGGUUCCCACUGUCAGUGACGGCGCGGUGCCCACCACGGAGGUGAAGAAGGUCGAGCCUAACCAGCCCGCCCCUCCUGUUGAGAAGGCCCCCGAGGUCAAGGCCCAACAGGAGGCCGGCAUCUCCGGAGCCCCUGCCAUGGAGCAGCACCGAGUCAUUGCCAAGGAAGAGAAGGUCGAGUACCGAGACCAGGACGGCAAUCUCUUGGACCCUGAGCAGGUCAAGGCCUUGGAGGGCAAGGUUGAGUUCAAAACCAAGUACGAGACUCAGACCCGUGUUGUCGAUGAGGCUGGCAACGAGCUCAACGCCCCUGAGGGCGGUUGGCCUGAGGAUCUGGUUGGUGUCGCCCCUCCUCACCCCGACGUUGAGGGCGUCAACAGCGAGACUGUCAAGGGUAAGGAUGAGGAGGCCGUUCCUCUUCAGAACUACCAGGCAAGCCAAGAUGGUGAGAAGGAGGCCGAAGAGUCUAAGCCAAAGCCUGCCAGCGAACAGAAGGACGCCACUGCCAGCCAAGACAGCGAGAAGGAGGCCGAGGUCGUUGAGGAGUCCAAGCCUAUCGUCGAGGAGUCCAAGUCUAUCAUCGAGGAGGCUAAGCCCAUUGUCGAGGAGGCUAAGUCCAUUGUCGAAGAGGCUGAGCCUGUGGUUGAGGAGUCCAAGCCCGUCGCCGAAGAGUCCGUGCCUGUCGUCGAGAACCAGGAGACGGAGGAGUCCAAGUCUGAGCCUGCCGGCGAGGAGAAGGAGGCCCCCGCUCACGAGGAGCUGUAAAUGCCAACUCCACUGGGCAUUUGUUGACUUCACGAUGUCUCUAUGUCAGCGUGGCUGAUAAAGGCGGCUCCUUUUCCCGGGCCCGCUGCCACCGCUACAACCUGUGUAACAUCAUGUACUCAUAUCAUCUGAUGACGAAUUGAGAGAGAUGGGAAAAGAUAUUUCAAACAGCGGUUUUUUAUUGGGGAGGUUGUGGGAAUAAGAAACACCACUGUGAAGAAAACCCAGAAGACCAAAAAAGGGGGAGAGACGAGUUGAUACCGAACCUAGAUCGCCGGGCCAAGGCGUAUUCUCAUUUGUACCGACCUAGUUGAGGCAUGUCAUGUCAUUUUGCGGUGGGCUUCAAUGUAUGAUGCACUAUUCCCAUCUAAUUAAAAAUGUUUCAUGUUCA
Messenger RNA from Ilyonectria robusta, 4020 nucleotides. Its product is annotated as family 39 glycosyltransferase. Gene Ontology annotation, biological process: protein O-linked glycosylation via mannose. The transcript has 5 exons. Bases 417 to 3629 code for a protein of 1070 amino acids. The record is from RefSeq and is a predicted model, not a curated record. NCBI's taxonomy places the organism in Eukaryota, Fungi, Ascomycota, Sordariomycetes, Hypocreales, Nectriaceae. Gene Ontology annotation, cellular component: endoplasmic reticulum; membrane. Gene Ontology annotation, molecular function: dolichyl-phosphate-mannose-protein mannosyltransferase activity.